Messenger RNA from Rhineura floridana, 1673 nucleotides. Its product is annotated as endothelin receptor type B-like. Gene Ontology annotation, cellular component: membrane. Lineage: Eukaryota; Metazoa; Chordata; Lepidosauria; Squamata; Rhineuridae. Gene Ontology annotation, biological process: regulation of blood pressure; enteric nervous system development; vasoconstriction. The record is from RefSeq and is a predicted model, not a curated record. The transcript has 9 exons. Gene Ontology annotation, molecular function: endothelin receptor activity. Bases 372 to 1673 code for a protein of 433 amino acids.
AUGGACAGCAGGUGUGAGCCCUCAGCGUUUGGGCCUUAAGGAGACAGGCCUGCCUCUCUUCUGCCUGACCUUCUGCUGUCUACGUUCUGCAGGCGAGGGGGGAGUAUCCUGUUCACUGUCUGUGUCUGGCUGCAGGGCCUCUGCUGUCCCUGGAGUGCUCUGCAGCUGAGGGGCAGAAGGAGCUGGAUUCUCAGGAGGCUCCUCCGUGUCUCCUGCUGCUCCUGGGUCUGCUGCUGUUACUCCUGAGUCGUCCUCAUCUGAGGAGUCCUCUGAUGGGGCCAUGACACAGGGGUGAGAUCAGGAAAGAUCUUUAGCACCAGGUCCCACCCACAGACACAAAACUCUGGCUGGGCUUUGAUCUUUCCCUCCCAAUGGGCAGCCUUCACACACUCCUUGUGUUGGCUUCUUGUCUGACCUGCCUUAUCCUGAGUGUUUCCAGCCAGCCAGCCAUCAGCUUCAGGGACAGCCCCAUCCCCUUUGAGGUUCUGGACCGAGAUAAAGCUUACAGCCUGAUCCAGGCAGGGAUCUUCAUGAACUCCAGAGCCACCUCCAAUCAAUCAGGUGACCUUCUUGGAGAUGCCAUCACGGAGGCCCCACAGCUGUCAGUCAUGUGUGCCAAGCCAAUGGAAAUCCAGCAGGCCUUUAAGUACAUUAACACCUUUGUAUCUUGCACCAUCUUCAUGGUGGGCAUCAUUGGGAACUCCACCCUCUUGAGGAUCAUCUCCAAGAACGAAUGCAUGAGGAAUGGGCCUAACAUCCUUAUCGCCAGCCUGGCCCUUGGAGACCUUCUCUACAUCCUCAUUGCCUUGCCCAUUAAUGUAUAUAAGCUGCUGGCAGAAGACUGGCCUUUCGGGGUGCAGGGGUGCAAACUGGUGCCAUUCAUUCAGAAGGCCUCCGUCGGCAUCACGGUCCUCAGCCUCUGUGCUCUCAGCACAGACAAGUACCGAGCUGUGGCCUCUUGGAGCCGGAUCCAAGGGACUGGCAUCACUCUGUGGAAGGCGACUCUCAUCUGGGCAGUGGCCAUCAUCCUAGCCAUCCCUGAAGCCAUCGCCUUUGACCUGGUGAAAUUGAAUUACCGUGAACAGACACACUGGGUCUGCAUGCUGGCCCCUGAACAGAAAUCCAGCUUCAUGACGUUCUACAAGGACGUGAAAUAUUGGUGGCUUUUUGGCUUCUACUUCUGCCUGCCCCUAGCUUGCACUGGCAUCUUCUAUUCCCUCAUGUCAUGUGAGAUGCUGAACAAGAGGAAAGGCAUGAGGAUAGCACUCAAUGACCACAUGAAGCGGCGCCAAGAAGUGGCCAAGACCAUAUUCUGCCUGGUGGUGAUCUUUGCCCUCUGCUGGCUACCUCUCCAUCUCAGCAGGAUCCUUAAGAAGACCAUCUAUAACCCACAAGAUGUCGAAAGGUGCGAGCUGCUUAGCUUCCUCCUGGUCAUGGAUUACUUUGGCAUCAACAUGGCCUCGCUCAACUCCUGCAUCAACCCUGUGGCUCUCUACUUUGUCAGCCGGAAGUUUAAGAACUGCUUUCAGUCGUGUCUUUGUUGCUGGUGCCAGAGACCAGUCCUUGGCAUCAUACCGACAGACGACAAGGGCUCUGUUGGGAAAUGGAAAACCAAUGGGCAGGAACUGUGCCUUGAUCGGAGCAGCUCCCAUCUGAAGUUCAGCUCUUCUUAG